AUGUUCCUGGUGAUGAUUUUGAUGUCUUUAGAAGUUGUCAAUCUCCUUACAUCUCAUUGCAGUGGCUCUUGGGGCCCUUUGCUUACUUCUGAUGAUGGCAGUCUCGGUGUGGCUGAUAUACAUAUAGUCAAGAAAAAAUAUGAACUUCAAAGAACUCUAAACAACCUCACUGAAAAUUACCACAUCCUGCAAAAUGACAACUACUUAAAGGAAGAAAUACUGAGAAAUAAAUCUAGAGAGUGUGAUGACCUCAAACAUCAAAAGGAACCAGACUCCCUCAAAAGAAAACAGAACAGAUGCUGUGGGAAAACUAAGGUUGUUUUAGAUUGCAUACAGCAUACAGGAAAACAUGUUGAAGGACAUUUGUUCUGCUGUGGGAUAAAAUGUUAUUAUGUCAUCAUGGAAAAUAAACACUGGAGUGGAUGUAAACAGACCUGCCAGGCCUGCAGCUUAUUCCUUUUGAAGACAGAUGAUGAUGAUGAACUGAAGUUCUUACAGUCCCAGGUUACUACAAACGGAUACUGGACUGGAUUAAAAUAUAAUGGAAGCAAAGGAGAAUGGCAAUGGAUUGGCAAUGUCCCAUCUAACCUUAAUUUGACAACAGCGAAAUUGUUAAAGGGAAGUGGAGGCUGUGUGUAUCUCAGUUUUGGAGGUAUACAUGAAGAUGACUGUGGUAGAAACCACCCCUGUAUCUGUGAAAAGAGAAUGGAUAAAUUCCCUGUUUCCAUGUACAGUGUGAAGGUUGGUAUCUUCAAAGAGGACAAGAAGAUAGGCCUCACUUGCCACCGGUUAAACACCAAUGGCUGCACUCUGGAAGCACGGAUCUGUUUUGAAGCCCUGAGAAAUUUCAUGCACCAGACUCUGGAAGGGGAGCUUGGGAAUCAGAAGCUCAGUGGAUUCAUGAUUGUGUCUGAUUUCAUGGAAUGCCACAGUACCAGGCCUGUAAAGAUGAGGUUUCUUCACUGUCCAGUAGUGUGGCUUUUGUAG
Molecule: messenger RNA, 987 nt
Organism: Onychomys torridus (southern grasshopper mouse)
Lineage: Eukaryota; Metazoa; Chordata; Mammalia; Rodentia; Cricetidae
Product: killer cell lectin-like receptor 2
Exons: 6
Coding region: 1-987 (328 amino acids)
Source: RefSeq, a predicted model, not a curated record